Enhydra lutris kenyoni (northern sea otter) is the source of this 1006-nucleotide messenger RNA. RefSeq names its product GTP-binding nuclear protein Ran-like. Gene Ontology annotation, biological process: protein import into nucleus; ribosomal subunit export from nucleus. NCBI's taxonomy places the organism in Eukaryota, Metazoa, Chordata, Mammalia, Carnivora, Mustelidae. The transcript has a single exon. Bases 14 to 661 code for a protein of 215 amino acids. Gene Ontology annotation, molecular function: GTPase activity; GTP binding. The record is from RefSeq and is a predicted model, not a curated record. Gene Ontology annotation, cellular component: cytoplasm; nucleus.
AAGCACCAGCACCAUGGCUGCCCAGGGAGAGACCCAAGUCCAGUUCAAACUGGUGCUGGUUGGUGACGGCGGCACCAGGAAGACGAUGUUUGUGAAGCAUCACCUGACGGGGGAGUUCGAGAAAAAGUAUGUAGCCACCUUGGGCAUGGAAGUCCACCUGCUCGGGUUCCACACCAACAGGGGACCCAUCAAGUUCAACGUGUGGGACACGGCUGGCCAGAAGUUCGGCAGGCUGCGGGAAGGCUACUACAUCCAAGCCCAGUGUGCCAUUAUAAUGUUUGAUGUCAUGUCAAGGGUUACUUACAAGAAUGUGCCUAACUGUCAUAGAGAUCUGGUACGAGUGUGUGAGAACAUCCCCAUUGUGCUGUGUGGCAACAAAGUAGACAUUAAGGACAGGAAAGUUAAGGCAAAAUCUAUUGUCUUCCACCGAAAGAAGAAUCUUCAGUACUAUGACAUUUCUGCCAAAAGUAACUACAACUUUGAAAAGCCCUUCCUGUGGCUUGCUAGAAAACUAAUUGGAAACCCUAACUUGGAGUUUGUCGCCAUGUCUGCUCUCGCCCCGCCAGAGGUUGUCAUGGACCCAGCUUUGGCAGCAAAGUAUGAGCAUGAUCUAGAGGUUGCUCAGACAACUGCUCUCCCGGAUGAGGAUGAUGACCUGUGAGAACAUGCAGCUGGAGCCCAGCGUCAGAAGUCUAGUUUUAUAUGCAACUGUCCUGUGAUGUCAGUGGUGCAGCGCAUUUGCCACUUUAUUAUAUAGCUGAGCAGAGCGUGUGCUUAAUCUCUGAGAUGCUGAAGGAGAUGAAUGGGCUUCGGAGUGAAUGUGGCAGUUUAAAAAGUACCUUCAUUUUUUGGACCUGCAUAUUUAGCUGUUUUGGAAUGCAGUUGUUUCCUUCCUGAGUUUCAGAUAUGAGACUGCUGUAGUCCCGUAACAGUAUCUAGUGGUGAAAUCUUGUUUGUCACUGUCAUUCCCAUUCCUUUUCGUUUAGAAUCACAAUAAAGUUGUAUU